Colletes gigas is the source of this 1323-nucleotide messenger RNA. RefSeq lists its product as uncharacterized. Bases 1 to 1323 code for a protein of 440 amino acids. Gene Ontology annotation, molecular function: nucleic acid binding; zinc ion binding. Lineage: Eukaryota; Metazoa; Arthropoda; Insecta; Hymenoptera; Colletidae. The transcript has a single exon. The record is from RefSeq and is a predicted model, not a curated record.
AUGCCGAACGAAAACGUACCCGCGAACGAAGGCAGUGUCAAUCAACGCAGUCGGACGAUGAAAAAUAAACGGCGGACGUUCAAGGCACAAAUUACGGCGUUUGGAAAAUAUCUGAGUACUUUCGGAGAUUCUGCGAAGGAACGCGUCAAGCUUCGCGAAAGAAUUGAAAGAGCGCGUAAACAAUUCGAGUCAUUCAAUGAUAUACAAGAUGAAUUAGGCCUCAUCGACGAUUUCGAAGAAACGGAAGCGGAGCGGGAAUUUGUCACCGACCAAUACGAUGACGUAAUGGCGAGUGCAGUAGCGUUGUUAGAACAGCUUGAGCAACCCACGACACAGCAUUCAUCCGCGACAACAGUCCGGAUUCCGAGCGAUUCUCCUGCACCACCAACCUCAUCGACCGCGAUCGGGGUGCAUUUGCCGAAAAUCGACCUUCCGAAAUUCGACGGGCGUCUCGAGAAAUGGGUCGCGUUCAAGGACGCAUUUCAGACAAUGAUUCACGCGCAUCCGGGACUCAGUGACAUUCAAAGGCUCAAUUACUUACGUCUAUCGUUGUCAGGGAAGGCAGAAUCCGCGAUCGAAUCAUUCACGAUAAGCGAAGAAAAUUACAAGUCCGCGUGGGAUCAAUUAAUCGAAACAUACGAUAACACGCGCGCUCUAGUCUUACGACACGCCGCGUUGCUGCGCGAUACGCCCGCGAUGCGUGACGACACGUCCGAGUCAAUUUGUGAUCUCGUUAAUCACAUGCAGUCACACGUUCGGUCACUACAGGCUCUCGGGCGAUCGUGGGAGGAUAUCGCGAGCGACUUAAUCACAAGCAUCGCGAUCUCGAAGAUGGGUGUCGGUACUCGGCGGGCUUGGGAGCAAACUCUUGGGGACACGAAGAUGCCAAAAAUCACCGACAUCUUCAGGCAUCUCCGAAACGCGUCGCAUCAAUCAAGGGAAGACGAGUCAUCGAAUCACGGUACAUACGAAAGGGAGAUUCAAGCGCAACCCAGCAAAACUCGGGCCGAACAUCGGGUCAUGCAACGCAAACCACCACCGCCGGCUCCGCGAACCAGCAAGCGCUACACAUUCGCGACAACCGUCGCUGCACAGUGUCGAAUUUGUAACACGGGUGCCCAUCCAGCGUAUCAAUGUCGCAAAUUCAUAGACGCAACUCCAGGUGAAAGGGUGCAGUUGAUACGAAAAGCGAAGUUUUGCCUGAAUUGCCUCCGUCCAGAUCACACCGCAGACGACUGCAAAUCUGGAAAAUGUCGCGUGUGUGAUGGUCGUCACAAUACCAAGCUGCAUCAAGAUUCCGCACCGCGAGCAGACGAGAUCUGA